Molecule: messenger RNA, 2034 nt
Organism: Neofelis nebulosa (Clouded leopard)
Lineage: Eukaryota; Metazoa; Chordata; Mammalia; Carnivora; Felidae
Gene: RSPO1
Product: R-spondin 1
Exons: 6
Coding region: 609-1400 (263 amino acids)
Source: RefSeq, a predicted model, not a curated record
CCUCUCCGGGCUGGGAGCUCCGGCCGAGCGGAGGCGCGACGGAGAGCACCAGCGCCGGGCGGAGAGCGGGGAGCGGACCGCCAGAGUGGGGCUUUGCGGAGAGCGAGGGCCGGACCGAGCCUCCCCAAAGGACCGAUGCGCCGGGUGGGGCGCUGGCCCCGGAGGGCGUGAGCCGCCCGCAGAUUGAGCAACUUGGGAACGCGCGGGCGGAGCGCGGGCGAGCCGGGCGCCCAGGACAGUCCUGCGGCGGGCGGGCGGGUGAACCGGCCGCGCCCUCGCCCCUCCCGGGCCUGCCCCCGCCGCGGCUGGCAGCGCGGAGGUUGGUUUUUGGAGGCGUCCCUGCUGAGGUGACAAAGAGUUCUCCCACGUGACACCCCAAGGUGCCUUUGAGGAACGCUCUCUGGACCUCCCUAUGGGCUGAUGAAGAAGCUGCCUCCCCACACCCUCUCUGUCCCCAGCUGAGAUUAUGGUGGAUUUGGGAUACGGCCCAGGCCUGGGCCUCCUGCUGCUGACCCAACCCGGCAGGCGUUAGCAAGAGCCCUGCACUGUCCGCCCCCCCUCCCCAGAGACCACCCCUCCUACCAGGGGCCUGGAGUUGGCGAGUGACUAUGCGGCUUGGGCUGUGUGUGGUGGCCCUGUUUCUGAGCUGGAUGCAUCUCGCUGCCGGCAGCCGGGGGAUCAAGGGGAAGAGGCAGAGGCGGAUCAGUGCCGAGGGGAGCCAGGCCUGUGCCAAAGGUUGUGAGCUCUGCUCAGAAGUCAACGGCUGCCUCAAGUGCUCGCCCAAGCUGUUCAUCCUGCUGGAGAGGAACGACAUCCGCCAGGUGGGCGUGUGCUUGCCCUCCUGCCCUCCUGGCUACUUUGACGCCCGCAACCCCGACAUGAACAAGUGCAUCAAGUGCAAGAUUGAGCACUGCGAGGCCUGCUUCAGCCACAACUUUUGCACCAAGUGUAAGGAGAGCUUAUACCUGCACAAGGGCCGCUGCUAUCCAGCCUGUCCCGAGGGCUCGGCGGCUGCCAACAGCACCAUGGAGUGCAGUAGUCCUGCACAAUGUGAAAUGAGUGAGUGGUCCCUGUGGGGGCCGUGCUCCAAGAAGAAGAGGCUGUGCGGCUUCCGGAGGGGCUCUGAGGAGCGGACACGGAGGGUGCUCCACGCCCCCGGGGGAGACCACGCUGCCUGCUCCGACACCAAGGAGACCCGCAGGUGCACAGUGCGGAGGACGCCCUGUCCUGAGGGGCAGAAGAGGAGGAAAGGUGGCCAGGGCCGGCGGGAGAACGCCAACAGGAACCUGAGCAGGAAGGAGAGCAAGGAGGCGGGCGCCGGCUCCCGGAGACGCAAGGGCCAGCAGCAGCCGCAGCACCAGGGGACAGCGGGGCCGGUCACGCCUGCAGGGCUCACCUAGGGGCCUAGGGACAUUCUUCAGCCUCCAGGCCCAUGCAGAAAGAGUCCAGCGCUGCUCUGUGUGAUGAAAGCUUUACUGAACUGGAGCGCUGGGGGCACAGCGUUCACGCACUCUCCAUACGUAUACGGACACACAAACACACACACACACACACACACACACACACGGGUCCAUGGCCAAACAUGCAACCAGCGUACAUGUGUGCAUCCGUGCGCACGCGCACACAGACACACACACACACACACACACACACACAAUCGAGGCCACCGGAUGACACUUUUAUCUCCCGGACGUCACCGUGUGAACAGGGUGGGGAGGUGGAGGGGUCACCUCUGCCUGGCAGAGGGCCCAGCGUCACAGACUUGGUUUGCGAUGCUCCCAAGGGACAUGUCAGAGAGACCAUUUCCCCGCGUGCAAGCCCAAACAGAGUGGAGACUUCUGGAGGAGCUGAUAGGAUCAGUCCAGGGUGGCAGACAGGAACCAAAACUCAAGGCCUGUUCAGCAUCUCCAGCUGUUUGACUUUAUCAUUGGAGAGUAUUGUUACACACCUAUGAUCCGUGUCAGGGCUGCCCCGACUCUGAAAACUGCUUAAAAGUUUAUUUCAAAUUAAAAACAAAACCAAAUGACAACAGUA